Molecule: messenger RNA, 591 nt
Organism: Penicillium canescens
Lineage: Eukaryota; Fungi; Ascomycota; Eurotiomycetes; Eurotiales; Aspergillaceae
Exons: 1
Coding region: 1-591 (196 amino acids)
Source: RefSeq, a predicted model, not a curated record
AUGUCCCUAACCUUCUACGACAUCGCCCUGGCACCCCCAGUUGAAAAAACGGCCUGCUCGCCAAACCCCUGGAAAACCCGCUACGCCCUGAACUUCAAAAAAGUCCCCUACAAAACAACCUGGGUGCCCCUGCCCGACAUCAGCAAGGUCCGCGCGCCCCUCAACAUCCCCGCUUCCCGCAAAUUCGCCGACGGAUCCCCCUACCACACCCUCCCCAUCGUCUCAGACCCAACCACGGGCCGCACAAUAGGCGACUCCUUCGAAAUCGCCGUAUACCUGGAAGAACAAUACCCAUCCUCGGGAGCCGGGGAGCUUUUCCCAGCCCAGGACCUUGAUUUUGUGUUUGGACGGGAACUAGAGCUUUUCGCGCCGAUCGCGGUCGCGGAUGUCAGUGAGGAUGGGCCUAUUCCAGCAUACGUGCGGUUCAAUACGAAUGUAGAUAGUGCGUUUACUGCGCAUGCGCAACUGAUGGGGGGUGGGUUGCCUUUGGAUCCUGCUAGGGCGCAAGAGACCAUAACGGAGUUUGAGAAGAGGAUUGGAGUGCCGUGGGAUGCUAUGGUUCUUAAAGGGGAGGCGAGGGGGAGUUGUUGA